Molecule: messenger RNA, 5717 nt
Organism: Meriones unguiculatus (Mongolian gerbil)
Lineage: Eukaryota; Metazoa; Chordata; Mammalia; Rodentia; Muridae
Gene: Micall2
Product: MICAL like 2
Exons: 17
Coding region: 2829-5588 (919 amino acids)
Molecular function (GO): protein binding
Source: RefSeq, a predicted model, not a curated record
GCGAGGGCUACCGGGACGUGAGCAUCACCAACAUGACCACCUCGUUCCGCGAUGGCCUGGCCUUCUGCGCUAUCCUGCACCGACACCGGCCCGACCUUAUAAACUUCAAUGCCCUCCGGAAGGAAAACAUUUAUGAGAACAACAAGCUGGUGAGUAGGCCAGCUGAUGCCCACUGCCCUGUCCCCUAAGCCCUCUGCCUCAGACCCCCCCUCAUGUCUGAAGAACCACUGCACCUCAGUGGAGCAAGCCUUCCCCUAGGCUAUCCUGGGGUUCCAUCCUGGGGAUUUGGCCUCAUCUUAGAUCCUAGGCCCCAGGCACCCUCUCUCCCUCUCUGGGAUCCCAGGAAGUAGCAGCCAACCUCCUCUGUGGAUGGCCUGUCUGAUCCACCCAGGACGGAGCAAGGCCACUGCAAGCUGUGGGUCCUGGGGGUGGACAGGACUGCUCCCUGGUCCUGGGGGACCACCUUCCCUGGCCCCUUGAUUCCAGACCUAUCUGUACCCUCACCAGGAGAGCCUUUCUUGUGCCAGCCUAACUCCCCCUGCUACAAAAUAAGCCCCACUGUUCCAUGGACUGAAGUGUAUCUGUUCUUGCUCCGAGCCAAGCAAUGUCCACGUGGGCCCCUGAGCUGACAUCACUGAGCAGGACUGAGACAGUGGACAUGAGAUGGCUUUUUUAUCCAGGCAGGGCAGCCUCUGCGACUUAAUGAUCAUGAACCACAAUUAAAGGCUCAGUUCCCGGCCAAGCAUGGUGGCAGCACAUGCUUUUAAGCCCAGCACGUUGGGCUGGGGAUAUGGCUCAGGGAGGGAGACCCAAGUUCAGAUCCCCAGCCCCCAUGUAACUGCCGGAUGAGUGUAGUAGCUGGCCUGUAAUGCCAGCGCAUGGGAGGUGGGGUCAGGGAACACCAGGAGCAAGCUGGCUGGCCAGAGUAGCCCAUUGGCCAACUUGGGAUUCAAGCGAGGGACCCUGAAUCAAUACACAAGAUGGACAGUGAUCAAGGAAGGCAUCGGUGUCACCCUCCAGCCUCCACACACAUGGGCACAUGACAUACAGUAUCUGACAUGUACACCCGCACACACUUGAACAUGUGUGUACCCCCCACAUGCAUGUAAAAAUAAACAUGGUAGAGAGCAAUUGAGAGAGACAUUGGCCUUGACCUGGCUUCCACAUCCAUGUGUAUAUGCCUGCAAAAAAAUACACACAUGCAUGUGCGCAAGAGUCAGCUCCUCUGGUGUUGACUGCACCACAGGAGCACAGAGCCAGGCUCGCUGGGACACUGCUGUAACAGCCCUGGGCUUGAGACAGGAAUGCGUGCUAAGGAGAGGGGGCUGGGCUGCCUGGGUGCCUGCUGGCAGGUGUGUGGAUGCUCUGAGGCAGUCAUCCUGGCUGGAGUGGUGCGCGGGCAGAGCCUCGGGGCUGCAGAGUGCUGGGAAGGACACAGUUGAGGGGCUGGCCGGUGGCUAAGGGUCUCGAGGCAGGUGCAGGGCAUGGCAGAGGAAGGACUUUGGUCUCUCCCUCCCAGCCAGUGAAACUGGGUUCCUGGGAAGCAUGAACCUGGGGCUCUCCAUCCCCAGACUCUGCAGGAGAAAGGAGUGUGUGGCGAGGAGGUCAUACAGAAGGCACAAAUGGCCCUCAGUGGGAGUGGCCAAGCACUAGGCUUGCUGUGCGGGUCAGAGGAGAUCUGAGGCUUGGUAUGAGUGUGCCAUGGGGGCACUAGGGAGCUGAACAUGUGGCAGCAGCAUAGGAACCCAGACUUGGCAUCCAUAUGGAGGCCACACAGGCAUGUGGAAGAGGAGAGACAGUGAAGGGAACUAAGGGAGAGCUCUCGGAGUCACCAGGAUGUGGGGCGUCACCAAGGCCAUGACAUCAGUGCCUCUGCCCUGGACUAAAGGGAGCUGGUGGAGCUUUACUUUUUAUGCAUUCUGUUUUGCAGUCCUGAGAUUUGAACUCAGGGCUUCACACAUACUAGGCCGGUAUUAUACUGAGCCAUACCCCAGCCCCUCACUGGGGGAUUCUAGGCAGAUGCUCUACCACUGAGCCACAGCCCACCCCCUCACUCGGGCAUUCUAGGCAGGGGCUCUAAGGCUAAGUUGCAUUCCCAACCACCCUUUAACUUUUAUUUUGAGAUAAUAUUACUAAGUAGGCCUGGCUGCUCUUGAACUCACUCUGUAGCCCAGAAUACCCCUGAACUCAUAAUCAGCCUGCCUUGGCCUCCCAGGUAUCUGGGAUGAUAGACCUGCAGCCACAGUUGGCAGUCUGAUGAGGGCUUGAGUGGGUGGAAGUCACUGGCAACCAAAGGUGGCUGUCUCAGUGAGGCCAAGAGUCAGAUGGAGACAGGGAGUACAGAGGGGUGUCCCGGGGCUGCCUGGCAAGGGAAGCAGAUGGGGAGGGCAACCAAGGCCAUAGGUCAGUAGUUAGAGCCUCCAUGGGCUUUGGUCCUAGAGGUGGGCAGCAGAUGGUGGAGGUGGGAAAGGCACUGCGCUGGCAAUUAUGGGGUCUGGUAUGCAGCAGGUGCUCUGUGGGGAUCCUGGCCUUCCCAGCCUAGUGCUUCCCAUUCCCUGGCUUGGGGUGUCAGGCGCCCCAUAGACAACCGCUCUAAGUAGAUGAGGUUUGGCUCAGUAGGGCUCUGGAGGCUCGGCGCUGUUUCCAAAGUGAUGAACUCCAAGGGUGGAGUGAGGACAAGACUCCAAGAGCCUCCUAGAGCCAGGCCUGGCAGUACAAGCCUGUAGACCCAGCUACUCAGAAGGCUGAGACAGGAGGGUCACAAGUCCAGGGCCUUUCAGGUGGCUGAGGAACAGUUGGGCAUCCCUGCCCUGCUAGAGGCCGAGGACAUGGUGGCCUUGAAGGUUCCAGACCGGCUGAGCAUCCUCACCUACGUGUCUCAGUAUUACAACUACUUCCACGGCCGCUCCCCAAUUGGGGGCAUGGCUGGUAUAAAGAGACCCUCAUCAGACACAACUGAAGAACUCUCUGGAAAGAAGGUUCUGGCCGAGCCUACCAAGUUACCCUCACCUGCUCCAACGCAGAGGUCACCACUGUCUCCAGCGAGGACAAACCUAGUGGUUCAGAGGAAUGACGGUGGCUUGGAGAGGCCAUCCCCAAAGGCUGCACUGGGGACGGCGGGCAGCUCUGUCAGCAGCAGCUGUGGGGUCUGCGGCAAGCACGUUCACCUGGUGCAGCGGCACCUGGCUGAUGGCCGGCUCUACCACCGGAGCUGCUUCAGGUGUAAGCAGUGUUCCAACACGCUGCACUCAGGGGCUUACCGUGCCACGGCAGAGCCGGGGGUCUUUGUCUGCACGCAUCACGGCCCGGAAGUCACCUCUCCAAGCCCCAAGUUGUCAAGCCUGGCCUCGAGGCAGCCAGGGGUUUCUGCUGCAGACAACAAGCCAACUGGCAUCUCACGGAGGGUUCAGGAGGCAAACGGAGAGGUGACCCCGCUGAGGGCCAGGGCAGCAGCCUGGGAACCCGCUGUAGGCAACAAGACUGCCAAAGGUUUUGUCCGAAAUGAUCCUGACCCUCCAGCUACCUCCCAAGUCCAUGUGGGGAGCCCUGCAGGGCCCAGGCUGCCCACGAGCCCAGUGGCCACUACUUCUGUGAACAGCAAGGCCAGCACCCGUGUGACCAACAGCUCCGCAACACAAUGGUCACCUGCCCAGAGCGGCACAGUGACCGCCGGCUCCCAUCCUGUUGUGUCCCCAAGUGCUCUGGACUCUAAACCAUCUGUACCCCAAGGCCACACGGCUUCAAAAGGUGUUAAGACUCAGCUCAACUCCAGCACAGAAUCUCCAAGCACAGCAGCCACCACAGCCUGGACCCCCUCAGCCUCUAGGACUCAGCAGGCCCGAGAGAAAUUUUUCCAGAACCGUUCCCCGGGCCCAACCCCAGCCAGCAGCAGUCCUGCUGGCAGGGUCCCCGCUGUGGUGACUGCCUCCAAUGGCAGGGCCCCCCAUGUGGUGAAUGCCCCCACCAGCAGGGUCCCCACUGUGGUGAGUGCUGCUGAUGGCAGAAUGUCCACUGCGGUGACUGGCCCCGCUGGUGGGGUCUCCACUGUGGUGAAUGUCCCCACUAGCAGGGUCCCCACUGCGGUGACUGCCCCUGCUGGUGGGGUCCCCACUGCAGUGACUGCCCCUGCUGGCGGGGUCUCCACUGUGGUGAAUGUCCCCACUAGCAGGGUCCCCACUGCAGUGACUGCCCCCGCUGGCGGGGUCCCCACCACAGUGAAAGCCUCUGCCAGGGCAGCCUCUGCUGUUGUGGAUUCCCCUGUCCAGGAAAGCAGCCGGGAGCAAGCACUCAGUGUCCUCAGGAAGGCCCUGCCGGGGCUGACAGGAGCUACUACCCAGGCUCCCAGGAGGCCCUCCCCAGCCACUUCCUCUGUCUCAGUCACCCUUCCCAAGAGCGAAGUGCCUCCAAACGCCCCCUCAGCCAAGCUGCCACAUUCAGCCACCCCCCAGGCCCUCAGCUCUACUUCAAAGAUGGAGACUAUGGCCCCUCCGAGUGUGGGCAAUUCUCCAUGGGCAUCUGUAUCACUCCAAGCUGGCAAAAAGAGCCAGGGCCUAUCUCCAGGGGUUCCCAGGACUGAUGCUGGCUCAAGGUCACAAGCAGAGGUGGCAGCAGUAAAGGGUCCAGGCUCCACCUCUCAGGAAGGCCAGGAGGAGGGGCCAGAAGCAUGGAGGGCUCGCCUGAAGCCUGUGGAUAAGAGAAGCCCAGCUGGGAGGGCUCUGGAGCAAAAAGAGCCAAGGACAGGGGACACUCCCAGAAAAGUCUCCAGCAGCUGUGACUCCAGCGUCCACACUAUUCAGAGCAAGGGGUCACCACACCCUGCUGGUUCCAGGCCCAGCCUUCCAGCAGCCUCCUCUCCUUCUCUGGCACACCGCAAGAAACUAGCUGUCCCUCCCAGUCUUGAUGUUUCUGCUGAUUGGCUCCAGCCAGAGCCCAAGAAGCAGGAAGGUCGGACCAGGAACUGGAGAGAGGAGGAGAAGGCACCCACCUGGGGGACAGGAGAGAAGCCUGCGAUCCCAGACAGUAGCCUCGCUGCUCCUGGUGAGGCUGUGAUCUCCCCAGUCAGGCUGCACCCCAGCUACAUCCCCCAGGAGGAGCUGCAGAGGCAGCUGCAGGACAUUGAGCGUGAGCUGGAUGCCCUGGAGCGCAGGGGUGUGGCGCUGGAGAAGAAGCUGCGGGCGGCUGAGGGAGACGCUGCCGAGGAUGCCCUCAUGGUGGACUGGUUCCGGCUUAUUCACGAGAAGCAGCUGCUGCUGCGGCUCGAAUCGGAACUCAUGUAUAAGUCCAAGGACCAGCGCCUGGAGGAACAGCAGCUGGACCUCCAGGGCGAGCUUCGCAGGCUGAUGGAGAAACCGGAGGGUCUGAAAUCUCCUCGGGACUGCCAGCGGGAGCAGGAGCUGCUGAAUCAGUACGUGAACACCGUGAAUGACCGCAGCGACAUCGUUGACUUCCUGGAUGAGGACCGGCUCCGGGAACAAGAGGAGGAUCAAAUGCUGGAGAGUAUGAUCCAGAACCUGGGCCUCCAGAGGAAGAAGUCCAAGUUCCGACUUUCCAAGAUCUGGGCCCCGAAGAACAAAGGUGGCGAGACGUGAGCUGCAUAUCUCCGGCCUUUCUCAGGAAGAGACUGGUGCUGUGGCCCCAGACAGGAUGCUUGGGGGUACCAGGGCCCGUGCCUUGCACUCUGGGGCCUUGUAACCUCAAUAAAGACAUUGACAUUCCCA